UUUAUUCCCACACUGUAGAUUUUCCAUUGAAGACUCGCUGGAUUGGACCGUGUCUCUAAUCUUAACAAGACACUGACGACAGUUUAUUAUAAUUUAACAUUUCAGACAUUCCCCAGCUGUCCUCUGUCGGAUCCUGUUUUUAAUUCCACAUUAUUUUUUGUUCACUUUUAUCUUGUAUUCCGGUUGGAUUUACAAAGGGCGUGUUUGGGGCGAUCUGUACCGGGAGUUUCAUCUCCUGUACUUGUGCGACUCUGAGGAAUGACAGCAACUGGGAAUCGAUCCGCCUGAAUGGAAACAAUGGAUUAUAAGGAGCUGGGACAUAAUUUCGAGGAGAAGCUGACACUAACAGACAAAUCUCUGCCGCUACAGAACACGUCUCAGUCCAUCCAGAAUGAGGACAAGUCUUUGGGGAAGGACCUCCAGACUUCAGACGACUCGGCCAUCACAGACCUCUCUCCGAAAACAGACUCCAGCCCCGUAACAGAGACCCCCACCAGGACAGAUGCCUCCUCCAAGACAGACGUGAGGCCAUCCACCCCGGGCGGCAGCAGCCCUCAGCCCAAGAAAGAUUCGAUGACGUCAGAGCAACGACAGAAACUUGCCAAGGAGCGGAGGGAGGAACGAGCCAGAUAUAUUGCGGCGAAGAAAGCCCAGUGGCUGGAGAAGGAGGAGAAGGCGCGGCGUCUGAGGGAGAGCCAGCUGGAGGAUCGCAGGAGGAAGCUGGAGGAGCAGAGGCUGAAGGCCGAGAAACGCCGAGCUCUUCUGGAGGAAAAACAGAGACAGAAACUCGAAAAGAACAAGGAGAGAUAUGAAGCAGCUAUCAAGAGGUCGACAAAGAAGACAUGGGCCGAGAUCCGUCAGCAGAGGUGGUCCUGGGCAGGCGGACUCAACCAGACCUCCCGCAGAGAAAGCAGAUGCUCGGCCUCCACGGUCAACUUGCCGAGACAGGUGGACCCUGUCAUUAACAACAGGCUGUCCAAGUCCUCUGCCACGCUCUGGAACUCCCCCAACAGAACCCGCAGCCUGCGUCUGAGCCCGUGGGAGAGCAAGAUCGUGGAGCGGCUCAUGACGCCGACGCUGUCCUUCUUGGCCCGCAGUCGCAGCGCCGCCACCCUCCUCAACAACAGCGACUCUUACUCUCACCACUGCUCCCGUUCAGUCUCCGCCAGCCCGCUGAACGCCUGCUCCCAUCACCACCCGCACCAGAACGCCGAGCGCUGGAGGGUCUCCUCCGCCAGCACGCCGGACAUCACCCAGCGCCAGCGCAGGCGAAACUCCACACCGGUGGACAAAAAGAAGAAAGAGAAGAAAGACAAAGAGAGGGAGAAUGAGAAAGAGAAGAGCGCUCUCACAAAAGACAAAGUGCAGAAGAAGAGACAGACGACGUCACCCACCACCACCACCCAGAGAUCCAGGCCAGAGAGCAGCACCCCGAAGCCCAAAAACAGACCUCCGUCUCCUGCCGCCCCCAAGAGUCGGCCCCUGUCCCCCCUGGUGCCGGCAGCAACAGCGGCCUCCAAGACCCCGACGGGCAAAAAGACUCCUCCCCCUGGCACCAAGACCCGACCCAAACGAGCCCAGACGCCCGCCAGGGUGCAGCCCCAGACGGUUACUGCGGUCACCGUGGAAACGGGCCACGAACCCCAGCAGCCCGACACUGCAGAGGAGAAAAAGAACUCCAGUAAUCUUCCUGCCAUCGUGGUGUCCUCUGCACCGGUUACACCUCCCUCACUCAGCCCAGCGGUUGUAUCAGCGGCCUCUCCAGCGGCUCCAAAUGUAGAGCGAGCCGCUUCUCCUGCUGCAGCCUCCAACAGUAAUCCUGCUCCUUCUGCUGCACCCGCAGCCGCCCCCGCUGCCGCAUCCACCACCCCGGCUGCACCGGCCAGCAAGCCGUCAGCCGGCACCAACGACCCGGAGGAGGCCGCUCGUGUCCUGGCAGAGAAACGCAGACAAGCCCGAGAGCAGAGGGAGAGGGAGGAGCAGGAGCGUCUGGAGCAGGAGCAGAGGAACAGGAUCCUCCGGGAGGAGGCGAUGGCACGGGAGGCCGAGGAGAGGAAGCGCAGAGAGGAGGAGGCUCGAUUCAUGGCGGAGCAACAGCGUCUGAGGGACGAGGCCCAGCGGGCUCAAGAGGAGAAGGAGGCGCAGGAGAGAGCAAAGGCCGAACAGGAGGAGAACGAGAGGCUGCAGAAACAGAGGGAGGAGGCCGAGGCCAAAGCCCGCGAGGAGGCCGAGCGUCAGCGCCUCGAGAGGGAGAAACACUUCCAGAAAGAGGAGCAGGAGCGUCUGGAGAGGAAGAGGCGCCUGGAGGAGAUCAUGAAGAGGACUCGGAAAAGUGACGCAGGAGAAAAGAAGGAUGUGAAAGCUUCUCCACAGGUCAACGGCAAAGACUCGGAGCUCAGUAAGGCAGCCGGAAACCUGCAGAGUCCCAAUGCAGCGGUCCUCAGCCCGUCACAAAGUGUGUCCGCUCCUGUUGUAAAUGGCGUCCAGCCCGCCGCUCAUCAGAAUGGCGUCUCGGCUAAUGGAGAGGCGGCUGACUUCGAGGAGAUCAUCAAGCUGAAUAACAGCGGUAACCCGGCGCAGACUCAGAGCGGGCUGGUCAGCGAGCCCAUCCUGGCGUUCGAGGGCGGAGAGCCCUUCCUGAUGAAAACAGGCCCUAUGAAGCCUCAGCAUGUCGCAGAGGUCCUGUGAGUCCCGACACACAUCUCCAUGGAGACGCGCCUUAUGUCUCUGCUUGAGCUAAGAGAUUCAUGCCACACCACAGCGGCUUAUUAAAAAAAAUCGUGUGCCAAACAAACAAUGAACUGCGCUGAAUUCACAUGUUACAGUAUCUGCCGCCACAGGACAAGGAGGAGCUUCUCAUCUGAAAUAUAUACAAAACAUGCAACAAAAAGUAUUCUCUGUCUCCACCGCGUGUCCCGGUGCAGCAUCUGUUGAGUUUUAUUGAAAUGUCACAUGCAGAUUUUAUGGUGCACCUUAAAGAUGACUGACUGUGUAACAAAUUUUAGAAAAUACAGUAUAAGACCCUGGAAAUACAUAAUAUUUGACAAUGGUUGUUAUUAUUACCGUCGUUACGAUCUUGUUAUUGUUAUCUUAAGUUGAACAGUGUGUGUGCGUGUGUGUGUUUGUUGUUUUUGUCUUGAAUUAUUGAGUUAUUUAACAUGGGGAGCAUUGUAAGGACCGGCCACAGACAGUGUAUGUAAAUGUAUAAUGAGCCCGGCUGCCUAGGCCUCCUGUUACAGGGGAUCUGUGAAAUAAAGCUUUAUGAAAGGGA
Molecule: messenger RNA, 3271 nt
Organism: Plectropomus leopardus (leopard coralgrouper)
Lineage: Eukaryota; Metazoa; Chordata; Actinopteri; Perciformes; Serranidae
Gene: map7d1b
Product: MAP7 domain containing 1b
Biological process (GO): microtubule cytoskeleton organization
Cellular component (GO): microtubule cytoskeleton
Source: RefSeq, a predicted model, not a curated record